Molecule: messenger RNA, 3441 nt
Organism: Ruditapes philippinarum (Manila clam)
Lineage: Eukaryota; Metazoa; Mollusca; Bivalvia; Venerida; Veneridae
Exons: 18
Coding region: 137-2791 (884 amino acids)
Molecular function (GO): nucleic acid binding
Source: RefSeq, a predicted model, not a curated record
AUGGCGUUCACACUAAACAAUAAGGGGAAUAACUCUUAACAAAAAAACGAGGUUACGGUAAGGAAAAACAAAUAAAUUAAUAGGAAUUCGCCUGUGUUAUGUGUUGAUGUGAGUCAAGAUCAUCAAUUUACCGGCCAUGCCAGGAACAAGACAAAGCACAAGAUUUUCAUCUUUGAAAAAGUCAGAGAGUGAGAAAACAACAGCAGAUGAUGAGGAUACUGAUAAUGAUGUUUCUGUAGCAGCGGUUGAUGAAGGCGAAGGGAUUACUGUUGAUUUAGAGGUUAAAGAUGGAACAUUGGCAAAGGAAGAUGCAGCAAACAAAAGUGAAACUGUUGAAGUAAAGAUAGAGGGAGUACCUAGUUCAGUUGAGAAGAAUGAUGACAAUGAGAAAGGAAAGGAAGAUGAUCUUCUACUGACAGAAACAGACGAUGUUGGAUCCGAGAAAUGUACAGAGGUAACUGAAACAGACAAUGCUGCCAUUGAGAAAGAGAUGGAAGUGAAUGAUGUACCAGUUACUGACACAGAAAGUAAAACUAAUACAGAUGAGAAGAAAAAGUCAGAAACAAGUGAAGAUCUAGGUGGAAAGGAAAAAGAUCAGAGUGAUUCCAAUGAAGUUAAAGUCGAAAAGGAAACAUUAGAAGCAGAGAAGGAUACUGAAGAAAGUGUAGACGUGCAGGAAAAGAAAGCUGAUGAAACAGUCACAGAUCAGAAGUCAGAGGAAAAGUCCAAGGUUAAUACUGAGGGUUUAACGAAACCAACUGAUGGUGCUAAACCUACUGAACAGACUCCAGAAGUCUCACCUGCUAAAGCAUCGACAUCAGGCCAGUCCUCCGAUGCUACAAAGCCAUCAUCAGCAUCAGACUUGUCCCCAGCAUCAAAGAAGACUGAUAUAUUAACACAGGAACCAAAAUUUGACAAACCGUUUCCUGCUUCAUUAGCAAAAUUGCGUAAUCUAACAGUGAACAUAGGUCCCAUCAGACAGAUGGAUCUUAGGUCAGAAAAGCUGCAUGAAAUCUUGAAACUAACAGACAAUUUUGAGAUCAAGUUUGAACUUAGAGAUAAGGUAGAUUCAACUGGUAAAAUUGUGCAGGAAAAAUCAGGAUUUGUACGUCUGCCGUUUGAGAUCACAACUCCAACAUUCCUGAUCCGUGUGGCAUUCAGGCUGGGAAAUCUUCACAUUGAUGGAAGAGAUAUGUCUGUCAAGUUUCCAGAUGCUUUCAAUCAGGCUGUAGUGGAAUGCCAGCAGUAUAUUGAGGACAAUAGGAAGUUCAGAGCACAAAAGUUUGAGGAGAGAAAGCGUCAAAUAGCCGUGAAAAACGUUCCUGCGAACGUGACAGAGGACACAAUGAGGUCACUAUUUCCCGAGGCACAAAAGAUAACUCUGAAUAUGGAAGAGUUACCAGAUGGAGGUAGUAAAGUAGGGAGCGUGCUGUUAGAAUUUGACACAGAGGAGGCAUGUAUACAAUGUUUGGAUACAAAUAAAGACGUGUUUGUUGAAGACUGUCAACUGAAGAUAUUCAGAAUUUUCUCGGACAAAAUCAGUGCGUUUGAAAAGAAAUACAUAAAGAAUCCGAAGCCACAGCAGUUUUCCCGGGGGCGUGGUUUCGGUAGAGGUAGGGGUUCGGCACAGAGAGGUAGCUUUCAAGCAGCUAAGAUCAGAAGUAGGGCGAUCGGGUUUGGAAAUACAGGAAGGGGAAGAGGAGGCGGAGUCAAAAGGGGCGGGAACUUUGGUAGAAAACCAACAGGCUCCGGUCAAUCAUCACAGCAAACUGGUAUAAAAAGUCCUGGAGCCACAAAUAUGGGACCUCCAGGCAGUGUAUCUUCAGGAGGAAGAGGUCAAAGGAAGAGAAACUUUAGUGGCUCGAAACCAGGAAAAGGUGGCAACUAUGAAGGACAGUUUCAAGACUUCACACCUAAAAGAGAGUCUAAUCGAGGUAGACAACGUGCAAGGCCAGGUCGAGGUCGUGGUAAUCAAGGUCAUGGUAAUCAAGGUCAUGAGCGUAGAAGUUCCGAGAGAAGUCCAUCGUUUAGAGGAGAGCAAUCUCGACAGUCUCCUUACCGAGCUGAGAGGUCGUCGUCAUUUAGGUCUUCAAGCUCUUACAGGAAUGAGCAGAGAUAUUCCUCACCUUCAACAAGCCGAGAUGAAGACCCUAUGGCUAUGAUGGAAUACCUUAAAUCAACUAUUGCACGCAUGGAAGAAAAAAUGACUGGGAAAGAAACUGUUGACAGAGGUUAUGAUAAUCGUCAUCAGGAACAGUCGAGGAGUGGCCAGUUUAGCCCUCGAGGGCGAGGAGGAAGCCCGAAAAGAGGAGGUGGCCGAGGAUGGGGAGAUCAUGGCAGAAAGAGACCUGCAGAUACAAGGGAAUAUGGACAGGAGCCCAAGAGACAAUUUAUGGAGGAUCAGAAUAGGAGGGACUCGAGGAAUGAUUAUUACAGUACUCAGCAAAAUACUGGCUCUGCUCAGCGUCGAGAUUCUUUUGUCAAUACAGCUGGAGGAUCACAGAGUGAUUACCGUAAUGAUCGGGACAUGGGUAACUAUGGUGAUAGUUACGGAGGUAACUUUGGAAGUACUAGUUCUUACAGCAGUAACCAAGCUGGUAGCUAUGGAAACAGAGGUGGAAGUGAUUAUAAUGAUGGUAGUGAUAGAAACAAGAGAGAUAAUAACUAUGGUGGACAGAGAUUUAAUAGUGGAUACAGUGCAGGAGGGGGACAGUUUGGGAGUAGAGGGGGAGGUAGGGGACAGUCGUCAAGAGGGAGGGGCUACAAUAAGGGGAAUAAGGGCCAAUGGUGAAUAAAGGAGAGGAUAUAAACAGUCAAGAUAUUGUUUAUAGAUAAAGAGUUGUAUGAAAUGUUAGUUGUAGAAAAGUACAUUGGUUGCCAUAAUAUUUCAACGCAAGGGACAGCCAAGGGGUGCUAUGUUGUAAUUGGUUUUGUGCUGACAAGUUUGCUUUGAAAUAAAACAAUUUUGAGGACAGAGGAUGUGUUUUUUAUGUGGAGAUGUGUUCAGUUUUUAACAAUUUUUAAAAUGCUUCAGUUAAAUAAUUUUGUCUUUUUAUAGACAGAAAAUAGAAACUUAAUUAAAGGCACAUUAUGUCUCAGCAAUCCAUAUUUCUUAAAUUCUUUAGAAAUGUCAAAGAUGUCUUUUAUUAUGUUUUAAUAAUAGAUUUAGAGUAUGCUAGAUGUUUAACAACUGAAGAAAGUAUCUCUGAAUGUGCAGGAAUGUGUAAUAAUGCAGGAAUGUGUAAUAAUGCAGGAAUGUGUAAUAAUGAUAGCAAAAUGUAAAUAAAGUUAUAUAGUAUUUUGAAUUUUUGACUAACAUACAAAAUAUUGAUUCACUAUAAUUAUACCAAUUGCAAACAAAAGAAAAGAAGCAAAGAUAGUACAUCUAUAUGGCAAAUGAGUGUUUUUUGGAAACUGAAACUAGAUAUCAAAAACUUUAAA